AUGAUUGAUAACUACGACAGCUUCACUUAUAAUCUUUAUCAAUAUCUUACCAUCUCCGGCGCUAACAUUGUCGUUGCACGUAAUGACAAGAUAUCCAUCUCUGAAAUCGAGGCAUUGCGUCCGAAGAACAUCGUAAUUUCACCUGGUCCUGGUCAUCCUAGCACUGAUUCAGGCAUUUCUAGGAAUGUCAUCAAACAUUUUGCAGGUAAAGUUCCUAUCCUCGGCGUAUGCAUGGGGAUGCAAUCUAUGUUUGAUGUUUACGGUGGCCAUGUUAGCCAUGCUGGUGAAAUUAUUCAUGGAAAGACUUCAGCAGUUAAGCACGAUGGUAGAGGUCUUUUCAAAGGCGUUGCUCAGGAUAUCGAAUCAACCAGAUAUCACUCACUCGCACCUGAAUUGACUUCUUUCCCUCCUGAACUAGCCCUUACCGCUUCAACUAAGCACUCUGGCGUUGUUAUGGGUAUUCGUCAUCGUAGAUUCACCGUUGAAGGUGUCCAAUAUCACCCUGAAUCUAUCCUCAGUGAAGGCGGUAGAAAGCUUCUCGAAAACUUCCUCCUCUUGAAGGGUGGUUUAUGGACUGAGAACCCUGAAUUCGGCGUUGGUGACGAGAAAGCUCCAAAAGUUGAAGCUGAUAAGAGCGUUAAUGGCGUCGGUGCAUCUCCACACUCAAAAUCACAAUCAAAACUACCAACGAUACUCGACAAGAUUAAGCAACAACGCUUAUUAGACAUCGAAGAAUCAAUAAACACACCUGGCAAAUCUCAUUUCAACAUCAACGAGUCUUUAGAGUUAGAUUUAGCACCACCCCAGAUCAGUUUCAGUGACAGAGUAAAACAAAAUCCAGCAAGACCAGCUGUAAUGGCUGAGAUAAAGCGUGCAUCGCCCUCUAAAGGUCUGAUCGCGCCAAAUGCAAACGCAGCGACUCAAGCCAAGUCCUACGCUCUCGCAGGCGCCUCAGUCAUUUCCGUUCUCACCGAGCCUAAAUGGUUUAAAGGCUCGCUUCAAGAUAUGAGAAUGGCAAGGGCUGCGAUAGACGGUAUGGCGAAUAGACCCGCCAUCCUCCGCAAAGAUUUCAUUCUUGACAUAUAUCAAAUUGAUGAAGCUAGAUUAUAUGGUGCUGAUACAAUUUUGUUGAUUGUUGCUAUGCUGUCGAAAGAAAAGUUGGUAGAAUUAUUCGAAUACGCUAGAUCUAGAAGUAUUGAAGCGUUAGUUGAGGUCAACAAUGCAAAUGAAAUGGAGCUCGCCAUAGAGAUUGGCUCAAAAGUUAUUGGAGUGAACAACCGCAACCUACACGAUUUCAACGUUGAUAUGUCGACUACUUCGAGACUAGCUGAUAUGGUAAAAGAUAGAGACAUAUCAUUAUGCGCUUUAUCAGGAAUCACAGGCAGGAAGGAUGUCGAAGCCUAUCUUGAGCAAGGCGUAGAUGCCGUUUUGGUUGGUGAAUCACUGAUGCGUUCAUCUGAUCCAGAUGAAUUCAUAAGGGAGUUGACCAACACGCCAGCAAAAGAAGAGGAUUACAAAGGACCACUAGUUAAGGUUUGCGGGAUUUCUACAAUCACUGAUGCGCUGGUAGCCAAAGAUUCUGGUGCAAAUUUUAUUGGGAUGAUCUUCGCAGAAGGCAGCAAGAGGAAAGUGACGCUGCAGCAAGCCAGAGAUAUCUCAUUAGCUGUGAAGAACUCUGCCAACGCUUCAAAUACUGUGUUUGAAGGUGUGCAUUCUUCCGAAUACAACGACACUUGGUUCGAUUACCAAGCACGAGUGAUAGAAUCUGCGUCGAGAAUACGUCCACUUCUCGUCGGAGUGUUUCAAAAUGCCACACUCGAAGCAAUUCUCGAAGCAGUACACAAUGUACCUCUCGACAUUGUACAGUUACACGGCAACGAGCCUAUAGAGUGGACUCGGAUGAUACCUGUCCCAACGAUUAAAGUGUUCCACAUAUCAGGAUCGGAUGAGGCUCACCAGCUGCUUAACCUCCGUCAGAGCGGAUACCACAGCAUGAGUCUACUGGACACGGCUGUUCCCAACUCACAGCUCAGCGGCGGCGCUGGUAAAGCGUUCGACUGGAAGAUAACCAAACAGAUAAAUACACAUCGCCUUAACUCAAUUCCUCUCAUUGUCGCCGGUGGACUCACACCCGAAAAUGUGCAGGAAGCCGUCGAGGUAUCGAAACCAUGGGCUGUGGAUGUAAGCUCAGGUGUGGAGACGCAAAGCAAGAAGGAUGUAGUUAAGAUAGUAGAAUUUGUGAAAAAGGCUAAAACUCUUAAAUAA
Molecule: messenger RNA, 2265 nt
Organism: Wallemia ichthyophaga EXF-994
Lineage: Eukaryota; Fungi; Basidiomycota; Wallemiomycetes; Wallemiales; Wallemiaceae
Product: Anthranilate synthase component 2
Exons: 1
Coding region: 1-2265 (754 amino acids)
Biological process (GO): L-tryptophan biosynthetic process
Cellular component (GO): cytosol
Molecular function (GO): indole-3-glycerol-phosphate synthase activity; phosphoribosylanthranilate isomerase activity; anthranilate synthase activity
Source: RefSeq, a predicted model, not a curated record